CCGCGUCCGACAGUCGCACCUGACGCGCCGGCACGGACUGCCGACACCCGCACACACACGCGUACUCCACACCAUUGAACCUAAACACUGCGUACAAAGUGCUGUCCAAGUAAUAUUUGGAUUUAUUAAAUCAUUGAAUAAUAUACAGUAAGUGUGAGCUUGGGAUCCGAGUGAGAGUGUAAGGAAAGUGAGUGCAGGCGGAGCAUGCGCUUGCGGCGCUGAUAUUUUCACUUUCUACGCGACGGGACACUGCGCAAUAUGAUUCCCGUGAUACGGACAGGCGCCAUACUGUGGCUCUUCUGCGCCGCCCUCGCAGAGGUCGCAGAACAGAACACAACGACCACGAAGACAAUCCGAACCACAAUACUACCCUCGCGGACCACGAGGACAGAACUGAAAGUCUCCAGGAGUCUCAACCCUCUAGAUACACAAACACUCAAUGUCAGAACGAAAGCGGGACACGUCACGCAGCUGAUCGUCAAGAAGAAGGACAAGUCCACUACUUACGCCAGCAGCACAACUCCCACACCCACUACAGCCUCCCUCAGGACUACUGUGUCAAACUUCAACGCUACUGAAGAAAACAAAAAUAAAACAGAGUCAAGAGACCAAAGAAAAUUAAAUUUCAUGGGUGGAGUCAACAGCGAUCUCGCCGGCUACGACUAUUACCUCAACCGCAAUAAAAAUCCCGAAGAAUUGAGCGAUGUCAAAGCUGAAUACGGAAACUGGUCCCCAGUAUCAGUAUACCCUGAAUCUGUGAUCCAAGAAGAUGGAAAGAAACCAGAGGCUGAUCCAGAAACGUUAAACUACUAUCCCACCUACGAUAACGAAAAGAAGACAGAAAACAAGAAGGUGUACAUCACUUCAACCAGCCUCUUUGACUACGGCGGACCCAUCAAAAGCUACAAGUUUGACCCACACAACCCAGUCAUCAAGAACGACAGAAACCCGGUAUAUAUCGAAGUAGUGAGCACGAAGGUUUCUGAGGGAGAAGGAAAGUCUUACAAAGUACCAGACCCUGUCGUAAUAAACUCCGAACCAAUGUACAUAAAGAAGGCAAUUGAAAAAUACAACAAUAAGCGUGGCAGGUCUAUUCUAACUCUCGGAGACGACGGCAUACCAGAGAUCCAAGGUGUGAGAAUGCCUGACGAUGAAUCUGACAAAAAGACCUGGCGCAACGCGAGAGUUGUGAACGGAGAACUGCUUCCUUACCCUGAAGGCUACACACCACCGAAAGCGAUCCCAGAAGCUGACGUGUACCCGGACGUGGCGGCCGCAGACCCUGCGCAAAGUUUUGGACCUUUCACAAAAGAAGACAACUUCGAGCCCAAAGAUGGACCGUUCACCAAAUUCGACAACCUGAAAUACGAUGCACCUGAAAGUGGGCCAUACUUGACGAGUGACAACCCGACGUACUCAUACAAACAGAAAAAAGACAAUUAUUAUCUCAAAUCCGGCUACGGUCCUUUCACCAAAGCUGAUAAUUCGAAAGUAGCAAACUCAAAACUCAUCGAGUACAUCAAACAAAUUAACGAGCAGGAAUCGAAGCGUGAUUACUUCAGCGGCCGCAGCUCGAGGUCUCACAAUGGAGACAUGGAGUUCGCUGAGAGCCACAUCCAGAGGCGCAUGUUGCAACACCCUGGCGAAGUCAACUUCCCCAACUCCGCUCUGUACACACCUAAGAAUGCUCGACCAGGUUUCGACGAAAGUGUAAGGAAUCCUGUCCUGCAGUACGCUCACCCCGAGCUCGGAGUACAGCCGGCGAAAGCAACGCGCGACAACUUGGAAAACUACGACAAUAAAGAACGAAAAGUGAAAUACUACUCGAACAACGUACCGAAAAGUGCUCACCCGUACCCGAUGGAACCCGUGAACGGCUACGGCCAGCAACGCUCGCAGACGUCGAACAACGCCAACAAGUACUACGAGGACGAGUACAACAAGUUCUCGUACUACGAGCACAGCUACCCGCACCACGGCGCCCGGUACCCGUACAACAACUACGCGUACAUCAAGCGAGUGCCUGAGCCCUCCCUGUGGAAGAGGUUCACCGACUCCAUGAAGGACACAUUCAACAGCGCCAGCCAGACGGUCCAACAACUCACCAAGCCUAUCAUGGACCCCAUUGCUAAAGUAGCGCAGCCUGUGUUCGAUCCUAUCGUAGAGGCUACUCAAAAAAUUUCAUCAAACUUGGGUUUGUAUCCAUCAAAUUCGAUCCAAACACAGAGAUAUGCUCAAGACAAGAUAGGGGUUGUGGCAGCAGCUUCAGGCGCCCCCGCCAUGUUACCAGCUAUCGGCUUGAUGGCAGGAGGAGCAGCGCUGGGCCUCGGAGCAGUGGCAGUGGGUAGACUUCUAGACGUGAACUUAAUGCGCAGCGCUGGCUUGAGCGAAGAAGAUAUACAAGAUGAGAUCGAGAAGGAACACAAGCGCUCGUUCGGCUCUCCGUACGACAUCGACAGACAAAUACUGAGCAGUCAGAAGGUUUACGACGACAACUACAAGAUGCCGAGCGAGAACGUGUACGUGGUCAUGUCACCCGACGGUGAGGCCACUCGCUCGAAGCGUGAUGUGUUAAAUUUCUACCAAGAACCCAGUUACCAAGGCGUGCGCCUCAGGAGAGUGAAGCGGAAACAUGUGGUCAAGCGAUCUCUGAAUGAGGACUUGCCUGAUGACUUGCAGCAUUUGGACGGAGCGUCGAGCUCGUCGUCGCUGACGUCCGCCGCCAUGGACCUGGUGAAGCAGACUGACUGGAGAGACUCCCAGUGCGCCAAGUUCACGUUCUGCAAGGUGCUCACGUCGCAGCCUUCGGACUCACUGUUCGCGAUGGAAAAGAAGAUGGAGUCGCUAUUAAAGCUCAUCUCCCGAGGCGACGGCACCAGCGCGGCGGUGGUGGCGCACCAGCUCGGCGACGUGAUGCAGGCGAGCAGGGACCACGACUGCCACCGCUUCCGAUGUGACCUGCACUAGGAGCCUCCUGACUCCUGUAGGAACCACGGAGCCCUACCAAUGACCAAGAGAAUGCUUAGAGAGAACUAUUAGUUCCUUACGAUGACCAGUUUAUAAACUUUGAUUUGUCUAGUGUGUGAUUUGUGAUACAACAUCUAUUUUGGAAGUUACAUGGGAGAUUUUGUUCUCCCUUAUUGGAUGGACAUUUUUCUGGAGAGGUGUGAUGAUAAUCCAACUUUUAUUAUCCUCAAGGGAAACUAGAAAAGCAUUACAAGUGCAAGAUGACAGAUAUUGGAGAUACCAACUUUGUUUAUUACGGUAAUUGAAUGAAAAAUGUUUCAAUAAUCUGUUUAUCGGUUACUGUUGAGCGACAAAAAUUGUCAAGAAAAUGUAAUAAGAUGAUAUACUUAUUGUCUGAAAGAAACAUCGCAGAUAUUUGCAGUUUAUAAGCAAUAUAGGAGUCGGUACAAUGAUUGUAAAGCAAUAUGAACCGUGUAUAGAGUACACAAGGUUCAGAGUCCGUACUAUACAUAUACGUGAUAGGCUUACAUUAAGAUUUACGUGUAUCAUAUUUUCUAAUAGUUGUCAUAUUUAAAUAUAAGAUGAACUUCAAAAUUGGUACAUAGAUCUUCUAGCGGACACGCAGCGUGUCACCGUGCAGUGAAUGAGAAUAUUUAUUUGUAAUUUAUUGUUUAGUUGUAAUUAGUCAUAAUAACAAGUUGAUUAGGGUCCACGGGUGACUGUCACUGUUUAUUUGUUCAGAAACUGUGCGACGCGACACGAGUCGUGCAUGUGUACAUAAAUAAACCACGUGACGUUUAUUGUAAAUAGAGCUCACUGUACCGACGCGACUGGUGAUCGCAUGCCCGAUUAUACAAUCGCUCGGUGAGUGGCAAGCUUUACGAAUGACUAUACGCCAUCAGCCAUAUAACGAGUCGUUCCUACAUCUCUGUACUAACAACUACAUAUGUAUAACUGUAUGUAUACACACGCACACGUACAUACAUCACCUGGCGACUACACACAACCAACGUAUUUAUUGUUACCAAAUAAUUCAUUUUGUCAAACGGCAAUUGUCUCGUAAAUUAUUAUUUAUUUUAGAUAAAUUAUUUAAAACUUAUUUAAUCGACUUUAAAUUAUUACAAUCGACGCUGAGAAUUACAACGCACUACACUAUUGAGCAAUUUAUUUUAAUAUUUGUUUUGCACAAGUUUCGUAGAGAGAGUUCAAAGUAUUUGUCCAGGAGCUUUAGUAUAAGUUUGCUUUACGUUCAAAGAGAAUCGAAAUGAAAGCGCGUUCGGCACCCUGAUUGGUUGCUUCAUUCGAGCUGGCCAAUCGGAGCGCCAAACGCGCUCUGGUUUCGAUUACUUUAAACGAAAAACAAACUCGUACUAAGGGUAGAAAACAUGGUCAAUAUGAAUUAUUUUCACCGUCGAUAUUAUGUUACGUUACAUGUAUGAACCAUUGUCUAACCACGCAUUACAUUACAUUCGAAGUAACUUUGUUAAGAUUUUAUUUAUUAGAUGGCGCUUUAAGUUGUACAUAAUGCUUUUACAAACAAUAUAAAUUAUUUAUUUAUUUUUCUACGAAUAAAAUAAAAAACAUUAAAUUAA
Molecule: messenger RNA, 4559 nt
Organism: Spodoptera frugiperda (fall armyworm)
Lineage: Eukaryota; Metazoa; Arthropoda; Insecta; Lepidoptera; Noctuidae
Exons: 3
Coding region: 259-2967 (902 amino acids)
Source: RefSeq, a predicted model, not a curated record